Zymoseptoria tritici IPO323 is the source of this 712-nucleotide messenger RNA. RefSeq lists its product as uncharacterized. Lineage: Eukaryota; Fungi; Ascomycota; Dothideomycetes; Mycosphaerellales; Mycosphaerellaceae. Bases 155 to 676 code for a protein of 173 amino acids. The record is from RefSeq and is a predicted model, not a curated record. The transcript is spliced from 2 exons.
ACUCACGUUCCCAUCAACCAGAUUCGCUCUUGAACAAGGCCUCCGCAAAAACUCUGCUGUCCGCUUGUGAAGGACGUUUGGUGACUCUUUUCAACGUUUCUUCACCUCUCAGAGGCCGCCUAGAAAGAUCACGCUCCCAGCACCGCCGCCCAUCAUGAGCGCAACACGGACAGAGCCGCCGUCGGCGCAUACCAUCCGCACUGGCCUGUCGGACUCUACACACAGUUCGACAAGUAGUGCCAGUGCGGAGCGAUAUCAACUCGACCAGGAAGACACCAAUCCUAUUUUGCUGUAUACGUACAGAGGCAAGCUGGAAACUUCUUCUCAGAAAGAUCUCUGCGCUCGUCUCGAUAAAGACGAAAAACUCCGCGCAACCCGCAAACAAAUCCCCCGCGCCACCUCUUACCUCGACGUCCGCCGCCACGACCUCUACCUCCCCGACGAAAAGCAACAAUACGCCGACCUCCCCAACUACGACUCCUCCCUCGCGUCCGUCAAAAUCCCUUCUCUCGCCUACUGGAGUCGCAUGAUCCUAGGCAAUUAUCAGGAUCUGUUCAUCGUCUCGCCGGAGACGACGCCGACUUCCAGUGUGGCGGAUGAUGGCAGUCGGCGCACGAGUCCGACGAGUACGUGGGGUCAGGAUAGUGAGGCUUCGAUGAGGCAAGUCGCUGCGUAGCGGUGAUGGGAGUGAAGUGAAGGGUUUUAGCAUUGG